GAGAACAUAAAAGCCAGCGAGCAAAUCAGGACCAUGUUAAGUGUGUUAAAUGACCGUGCCUGAGCGCUGAUUGACGAGCUGCGCACCUCGGGUUUGCGAUUCACCUGUUCUACUUCCGGAAGCGGUGACGAGGUUUUUCCACACGCAAGCGCUGACGGCAGAUCAAAGAUACCCGGUCGUGGUAGAAGCAAGGUCCCUGAAACGGAUCUUGUACUUUCUCUCGGUGUUUUUGACCGACCAAUCGGCUCUUUCAGGUAUGUCUCGCGAGUCGGGAAUCAUUCCAGAUGAAUUCAUGUUUAAUGAGUUCAAAAGGCAAUGCUUGUCCACGGAGAACUGGCUUAAUAAGUAUGAUAAAAAUGACAUGGGGGUCUGGGUCGAGGUGGCCCCUUUAUCUACUUCUACAAACAACAAAGGGAACUUCUCCAAAGUGCACAAAAUCAAGUGUAGGAUAAACAUAAAGGAUGUAUCGGCUGCCACCAUGUACGAUGUGCUUCUUGACAGCGUUUACCGGAAGACGUGGGACCCUACGAUGCUUGAGAGUUUUGACAUUGCUCGUCUGGCUCCUCAUGCUGAUGUGGGCUACUAUUCAUGGAUCUGCCCGAAGCCGUUGAAAAACAGAGAUGUGGUGACCCUGCGCUCAUGGCAGGCAUCAGAAAAUGAAUAUGUGAUCAUUAACUUCUCAGUGAAACAUCCGAAAUUUCCCCCACGGAAGGAUCUGGUAAGGGCCGUUUCCCUUUUGACGGGCUACCUGAUCAAACCAACGGGGGCUAACAGCUGCAUUUUCACAUACCUCUCACAAGCUGAUCCCAGAGGGUCUCUUCCAAAGUGGGUUGUUAACAAAGCCUCUCAGGUUCUGGCACCAAAAGUCUUAAGAAGCGUCCAUAAAGCCGGUCAGAACUACCCUCAGUGGAAAGCAACAAAUUCUCCAGAUCAUAAGCCGUGGCUGUAUCCCAUACAGAGUGAACUGCCCAUGAUGGAUCCAGCAGAGCUGUCCAUCCAGCGUGGAGACUCGCUCGAGAACGUGGAUGAGAGCUCGACCAGGGAUGCUCAAGAGAACGAGGACAGCAGCUAAACCAUCCAAACGUCUUAACUCUUUAACUCUGGUUCGUGUGACGGGGUCAGUCCAGUUACCUCUCACCCCGCUUAUAGCUUACUGAUAGUGACUGUCCUCUUUCCCACUCACAGAGUAAGUGUUUACAAUCACUGGUACACAGAUCUGCACAUUCGCAGAUCUUCCAUUACUCAUGUCUGAAUUUCUUUUACGGCAUUGCACGUGCUAUAGAGGUGCUUAUUUUGAACACACAAAAAGAAACUAUGCAAUUCUGCUUCUUAAUUUAAUUAAAAAAUCCUUUUAAAGGAGGUUCAUUAUCUUAAAUGAGACCUGUUUUGUUUCUUUAAUUUAUUACUAAAUGUUUUUUGUAAGGCUACGCCUACCGCGAUAUUGAAUAGGUUGUUUAUUCCUUUAUACAUUUAGUCAAACGUGUGUAAUCUUUGUUUCAAGUCAACAUGGUAGAGGAGAGAUUCUUCUCGUUCGUCAUCCUUUUGUGUUUGUGCAUUUAUGUCUUUGUGCCUUUUCAAAGAGGUGUGUCUGUAAUGGCAUGAGUGAAAAUGAGUGACACCAAGUAACCAUGGGAGAAAACCUACCUUAAAGGCCCUGUAAUAUGACCAAAGCAGUCCAAGACACAAUGUGGUAUUACCUCAAGGUUUAUUACUUGAAGUGGUAUUAGUUCAUUUGCCUGUAACAGGCAGAAGAAAACAGAAUGAAGAUGAAUGUAAUCAGAGGUUUUCUGUAUUCUGUUAUGUAUGUGCCCUUGAACUUGAAAGAAAAUGACAUUAGCAAUAACAGGAUACCAGUGGUUCAGUUUUUUUUUUUCUGAGGAAGGAUGGAUAUGUAAAUUUGUAGGUUUGAGAACUAAAAUUCUAUGUAUAUGAAGUCUGAACUCAAUGAAGGGUAAUAUGGUUUUAUACUUUAAAAUUUUAAAUAAAUUAUGUUUAAAAUUAAAUGAAAAAUCUUUUUUUUUUUUCUCCAGAUAAGAUACCACACCAUAAUAGUUUACAUGAUCAUGGUCGAAUAACCAGUAUUUGCAUAUAAACAAUUAUCUGUUCCACUGAGCUUUAAUAAUAUAUUUAAUUUUAUGUUGUUUUUUUGGUUAAAAAUUAAAGUAAUAUUUUGCCCCCAAAAAAUGUAUAUGCUGAAAAUGUACUGCCCAUCCAAGAAGUUUGUUUCCUCAUCAAAACAGAUUUGUUGGGAUUUUGAUAUGAGAGGACUAAAGACAAGGUGACGCACUAUUAGGGAUUUUGGACAUAUUUUGGUAACAAGCAACGAUUUUAAGUUGAAAUGCUUUAAUGAUGGAUUUGUGUUUAUAAGCUUUUCUCUUUACAAAACAUUAAUUGGUGGAGCGGAGCUGUGCGGGAUGUUUUUAUCAGUUGUUUGGACUCACAUUCUCACGGCACCCAUUGGCUUCAGAGGAUUCAUUGAUGAGUAAGAGAUGUAACUCAAACCUAACCAAAAUCUCUUCUGAAGAAACAAACUCAUCCAUGUAUUGGAUGGCUUGAGAUUGAGUAAAUAAAUUUUUAUUUUAUUUGGUGAA
This is a messenger RNA of Puntigrus tetrazona (Sumatra barb), 2591 nucleotides long. It is a transcript of the gene stard14, whose product is annotated as START domain containing 14. Lineage: Eukaryota; Metazoa; Chordata; Actinopteri; Cypriniformes; Cyprinidae. The record is from RefSeq and is a predicted model, not a curated record. The coding region runs from base 257 to 1072 and encodes 271 amino acids. Gene Ontology annotation, molecular function: lipid binding. The transcript is spliced from 7 exons.